Messenger RNA from Corylus avellana, 2442 nucleotides. The record is from RefSeq and is a predicted model, not a curated record. NCBI's taxonomy places the organism in Eukaryota, Viridiplantae, Streptophyta, Magnoliopsida, Fagales, Betulaceae.
AUGCAUAGAUCUGCAGAAAAUAAUGGCAGCCGCUGGGUCUGCCAGUCACAAAGGCAUAUGAGAAAUAGAGGUGUCUUUUAUGGUGAUAAUCCGUUCGAUUUCGCAUCUCUUAUCCUUUAUACACAGCUCUCCUUAUCCGCCUUGCUCACAGCCUUCUUUCAGUUGAUUCUGACCCCACUUGGUGAAAGUGCUUUUAUUUCACAAAUGUUGGCAGGUAUUAUACUGGGACCUUCGUUUCUGGGAAAAGACAAUUCAUUCAGAAGUACGGUAUUUCCCAUGAAAAGUUUCUACGUAAGUGAAACAUUCGCCUUCUUUGGAUGCAUGCUCUUUAUGUUCCUCGUUGGAGUUAAAAUGGAUUUGAGCAUGGUAAGGAAAUCAGGAAGAAGAGCACUGGUGAUUGGCAUCUGCGCUUUCCUUGUGCCCCUAAUGCUAAACAUAGCCUUCGCUAUCAUUUUAAAGCACAAGAUCACCAUGGAUCCCGAUCUACACAAAUCCUUAAUCUUCAUUGCAGCAUUUCAAUCCUCAAGUUCCUUCCAUGUCAUUGUAUGCCUUCUAGCUGAUUUGAAGCUUCUCAAUUCAGAGCUUGGCCGAUUAGCUGUGUCUUCUUCCAUGAUAAGUGGGACAUGCUCUUGGAUUUGCUCAAUCAUCACGUUCACAAUAAGGCAAAGCUCACUGACGACAAAGCAAGCUAGCUUACCAUGGAUGGCAUUAAUGUCUUUAGUGAUCAUGCUGAUCAUCAUAAUAUACAUCCUGAGGCCCAUUUUUUCAUGGAUGAUUGAGAAAACAGGUAAAGAGAAAGAACUCAGUGAGUCUCACUUCUUCUGCAUCUUUGUCAUGGUAUUGGGGUGCGCGCUAUUGGGUGAAGUUAUUGGGCAGCAUUUCAUGUUUGGGCCUAUAGUUUUAGGCUUGGCAGUGCCGGAUGGACCGCCGCUAGGAUCAGCAUUGGUGGAUAAGCUUGGUUCCUAUGUUUCGUCCAUUCUCUUGCCAGGCUAUUUUGUGUUCAGCUGCGCAAGGAUAAAUCUGUCUUUGACAAACGUGAAGACUGUUGGAAUAGUGGAGAUGUUGGCUCUGUGUAGCUUACUGGGAAAACUUAUGGGAACAAUGUUGCCCUCGCUCUAUUACGAAUUGCCAGUCCUCGACUCCCUCUCCUUGGGCCUAAUCAUGAGCGCCCAAGGCAUCACUGAUAUUCUAAUAUUACAACAUGGGAUGCUCCUCCAUCUUAUUGACCAAGAAUCAUAUAGUAUCAUGGUCAUAUCCGCCGUUUUGAUAACGGGAAUCAUCACUCCCAUGGUGAAAUUACUGUACAAUCCAUCAAAGAGAUACAUGUCGAUGAAAAGGAGGAGGACCAUCCAACACACCAUGCCUAAUGCCGAGCUCCGUUUGCUGGCCUGCAUCCACCAUCAAGACAUCACUCCUUCAAUCAUCAAUCUUCUCGAAGUCUCUCAUCCGACACUCAAAAGUCCCAUCGCCUUGUACGUCGUCCACCUCAUCCAGCUACUGGGCAGAUCAUCCCCACUUCUCAUAACGCAUAGACAGGGCCACAGGAUUUCUUCUCACUCCAACCAGUCCGACCACAUCAUAAAUGCCUUCCACCUGUUCGAGGAAAUCAACUGCGGCACGGUUUUGGUGAAUGCGUUCACAGCCAUUGCGCCGUACGCAACAAUGCACGACGAGAUCUGCAGCCUGGCUUUGGAGAAGAGAGCGUCUUUGGUGAUCAUCCCUUUCCACCAGCAAUGGAAACCGCAGGGCACGGAGGAAUUAUCUGAGAAGCCCAUAAGAACAGUCAACCUCAAAAUACUCAACAGCGCUCCUUGCUCUGUCGGAAUCUUGGUUGACAGAGGAACAUUAAGCGGGAAUAUUAAGACAAUGAAAAGCAGGCCUUUCUAUAGAAUCGUGGUGAUCUUCUUGGGAGGGGCAGAUGAUCGGGAAGCAUUAUCAUACGCCAUGCGCAUGGCUGAACACCCGGAUGUAGGCAUUACAGUUAUUCAGUUUCUUCUCGAGUCUAAAAAAAGGGGCAAGAAUUUGGUAAGUAGGGAGCUAGAUUUUGAAAUGAUCGACAAGUUUAAGAGGGCUAACAUGCACAAAAUGCGUCAUAUAUACAGAGAAGAGGUGGUGUAUGAAAGCUUAGAAGUGAUCAAUGUGAUUCGGUCGCUGCAAAAUCUAUAUGAUCUGGUUUUGGUGGGAAGACGGCAUGCAAGCAACUCGCCAUUGCUCAUGGGGCUAACAAUGUGGAAUGAGUUUCCUGAGCUGGGGUCCUUGGGGGAAAUGCUAGCUUCGUCAGACUCCAAUUGGGAGGUUUCGUUGUUGGUGGUGCAACAGCAGAGUUGUGGAGGCGAAGAAGUGCUUGGCUUCAAGUGCUUCACGGAAGACUCAUUUGCAGUCGAUAUGUCCCGAGCUACGGCCAAAUUAAGUGUGGUCAAGUUCCUCCACGGCAAAGAGUAA